AUGCCUACUAUAGGAGAAAAUAAAUAUAGAGAUAAAGCAAACGCAUUCAUAGAUGACGCAAGAAAUUAUAAAAGAAAAUCGAUUGAUGAACAAGAUGAUUAUUCAAUAGUUCAAGAAUUACUCUAUCUAAAUAAUGAAAAAAAAAAUAUACAGCAUACACAUAAAGAAAAUUUAUUUGUAAAUGUUGAAUUAGGUUCAACUCGUACUAGUGCCAUAGGAUUAAAUUUUUUAAAUGAUGGUAAUACACACGAAAGAAAAACUAAUGAAUCGAAGUAUAUUAAAAGUUAUGAGCAUUCUAAUGAUCAAAGUGAAUAUAGUUUAGAAUCUCCUUUAAAUGAAUUGCAAAGGUAUCAGUUGACUUUACUAAAAAAAAGUAAUCCAUCUUGCCCUAAACCGCAAAAAGUAAUACAAAUUAAAAAUGAUGUUGAAAAAGAGGGAUGUAAAAAGGUAUCAAAACAUGAAGAAAAAAUUAGAGUUAAAAAUGAAGAUUCAAAUAUAAAUAUUUCUAUAAAAGAAAAUAUCAAAGAAUGUAAUAAUUCUAAUGAAGUAGAGAUGCAUAGGCGUGAUUUACGAAUAAUUCCUAGGAGAAAUUACAAUGAAUUGUUAUCAAAUGGAACAGAAGACUCUAGGUUAAAUAAUCAAAAAGUUAUCAAUUUAAAAAAUAUUGAUAUUCAAGAUACUAUGAAAAAUAGUAAUUUCAUGAAUAAUCGUGGAAUAAAAGAUUUAUCCAAAAUACAGAAGAAUGAUAACAGUAAUUAUCAUAAUAUGUUAUCUUAUGAUGUUAAAAUUAAAAGGAUAAAUUCUAAAAGUAAGGGAUAUGACAAUGAAAAUACAAAAAAUGACUGUAGUAGUAAGAAUAAAGCAUAUAAAUUAGAUGAAGACACAUUUCAUAAUGAUUCAAACAAGAAAAAUAAGGAAAAACAUAAAAUAUUAAUUCACAACUCUGUAGACAAUUCAGCUAUUAGAAACAACCAUCUUAAAUGUAGUGAUAAUGCAUAUGAAAGUUACGUAAUAGAGAAGAAAAGUCAAAAUUUAAUUGAUAAAAAAAAAAUAGAUGAUACAAACGAUUACGAUGAUAACAAUGAGAGCAAUGUAUAUGACAAUUUGCAUAAAAAUAUGUUAUAUGAAAUUUCAAAAAAUAGUUAUACAAUGGAUCAAAAUUGUAUGAUUUACAAGAGAAAAAAUUAUGAAAAGAAUAAUAUAAUAGAAGAAAAUAAUUAUAUUCAUUCUAAUAAUGAUCAAUAUAUCAAAAAAAAUAAUCAUAGAUUAAAUAAUACACAUAUGGGUUUUUCCGUCGUUCAUAAUGAUAUUGAUGAUACAACUAUGAAUAAUAAUAAAAAUGAAAUAAAAAUUAUAGAAAAAAAUGAGUCAAUUUUAAAUAUAAAUAUUCCUAAUAAAAGAAAUAAAUCACAUGAAAAGAUUGUUGAUCCUAAUAAAAAUGUAGAAUAUGACAAAAAUGCAAAAACCUUAAACAAAAAUAAAAAUGUAUCUAAUAUAAAAUUACAAGAUAAGAACAAUUAUGAUAGGGUACAAAAUACGAAAUCUUGUAAUAGUACUCCAAAUAAAAAUGUGAAUACAAUUAGAAAAAAUUUAAAUGUUAGCUCUAAAAUAAAGAACGAUAAAACAAUAACAUACAUUACAUUUGAAGAAUUAACAGAUUUUCAAUUUGAAAUCAAUAUUGAUAAUAUCAGCGAAAUGGUAACAGAAUUAGUAGAGCCUCCUAAAGAUCAAGAGUGGACGAAACAAAUAGAAAUUUUAACUAAUUUAAGAAAAAUUUUAAAAUUUUACAAUAAAUUAUUUUUUGAAAACCAAGUAAAAGAAUUGAGAAAAAUUGUUAGAUCAAUUGUAGAAUUAUUAAAUAGUCCACGAUCAAGUGUGUCAAAGAAUGCAUUAUUAUGUUUAUCUGAAUUUUAUUAUAUUGGGAAAAAAAAAACGGAUAGUACUUUAGAUGAUAUUAUUUUACCAUGCUUAAAAAAAGCACAUCAAACAUCAGUUGAUUUUUUAAGUAGCGCUGCUAAUAAUACACUAUUAUCUAUUUGUAAUUCAUGUAGUGAGAGUAAAUUGAUUCUCUAUUUUAUUAAAUUAAUUACAUCAAAACAGAAAACAUACAAUUUAAUAUGCUUGAGAUGCCUAAUUGCUGUGAUUAUUAAAUUUGACCAAAAUAUUAUUAAAUUUAAGGAAAUAAAUAAAUUAAUAGAAGCCAUUUUAGAGUGUACUGCAGGAGGAAGCGCUGAGAUAAAAUGCACAUCUAGGGUCGCUUUAGUAGUAUUAGACAAUAUAUAUCCAAUAAAAAAAUUGCGAAGUAAAUUAAACCUUUCCAUGGACACAAUAAAAAAAAUAGAAAAUUUCAUAGAAAGAACAUCAGAAAAUGAAAUUGAUUUAGUAUUAGGAAAAAUUAAGUUUAAUUAA
This is a messenger RNA of Plasmodium relictum, 2409 nucleotides long. Its product is annotated as conserved Plasmodium protein, unknown function. The record is from RefSeq and is a predicted model, not a curated record. The coding region runs from base 1 to 2409 and encodes 802 amino acids. The transcript has 7 exons. Lineage: Eukaryota; Apicomplexa; Aconoidasida; Haemosporida; Plasmodiidae.